UCAUCAACACCGUCCAUCACAGUAAUAUUGAGGGUUAGAAUCGCCUAUACAGCACAAGUCCCGCGGCAGCGAGAACCCUAGCGGCCGUGUUCGGCGAGGAGAGUACACAGAAAUUCCAGCUACAGGCUGAAAGAGGAAAUCUAGAAGCCAUGUCUUUGAUCGCGAACGAGGAUUUCCAGCAUAUUCUUCGUGUUCUGAACACGAAUGUCGAUGGAAAGAAGAAGAUUAUGUUCGCCCUUACAUCCAUCAAAGGUAUCGGCCGACGCUUCGCCAACAUCGUUUGCAAGAAGGCUGAUGUCGACAUGAACAAAAGAGCUGGCGAGCUUUCAGCUGCUGAGCUUGAGAAUCUGAUGACGAUUGUUGCAAACCCCCGCCAGUUCAAAAUCCCGGAUUGGUUUCUGAACAGGAAGAAGGACUACAAAGAUGGGAGAUACUCUCAGGUUGUUUCUAAUGCUUUGGAUAUGAAGCUCAGGGAUGAUUUGGAACGCCUGAAGAAGAUCAGGAAUCAUCGUGGUUUGCGCCACUACUGGGGUCUUCGGGUUCGUGGGCAGCACACCAAGACAACUGGAAGGAGGGGGAAGACGGUUGGGGUCUCCAAGAAGCGAUAAGCUUUCCCUUAUAUGUCUGUCUACUCUUUAUGAUGGAGGCAUUUUUGUGCUUUCAGGAGCUUUCUGUUCUUGUUUAUUUUGAGUAUUCAAGUGAAAUAUCCGGAACUUCUUGUUUUAUUUUUCUGCUGUGUUGUUGAGAAACAUUAUUUUGAAUGUUUUUGUUGUAUUAAAUUAAGCUUUGUGAUUCAGUCCCUGUUAACUGUUUUUCUUUCUCAUGGAAAAUCUAUAAUAACUCUUUUAAUUUC
Molecule: messenger RNA, 853 nt
Organism: Dendrobium catenatum
Lineage: Eukaryota; Viridiplantae; Streptophyta; Magnoliopsida; Asparagales; Orchidaceae
Product: 40S ribosomal protein S18
Exons: 4
Coding region: 150-608 (152 amino acids)
Biological process (GO): translation
Cellular component (GO): cytosol; ribosome; small ribosomal subunit
Molecular function (GO): RNA binding; structural constituent of ribosome
Source: RefSeq, a predicted model, not a curated record